AUGAAGCAUGGUGACAUAGCAGCUGAAUGUAUAUUCAAAACAGCUUCCGUGAGGGCAUUUUUCCUAGGGCUUGUUUGCGAAGUUGUCAUGCAGCUUCAAACAAAUGAUGAUAUGGCUAUAAUUUCUAAGAUGGAGGAAAUGGAGACCGAUGUCUCAGAGGUAGAGGCAGCUAACAUUCAUGUGUCGUGGCUUCGAUCUCACUUGGAAGCCAGGAAAACGUCAAGUUUGAUGAUGGAAACGGAAGCAAAAACGAUUAUGCUUAAAAAAGCUGCUAAAAUGGAGGUGAGAGAGAUGCGUACAGAGUUCAUGGCUGCAAAACAACGGCUUAAAAAGGCUAAAAGGUUUGUAAAAGUACUGGGUCUUGUACACAAGAAGCUAAAAACCAAUAUCCACCAGGGUCACACCCCUACUUUGUUAUAG
This is a messenger RNA of Lactuca saligna, 420 nucleotides long. NCBI's taxonomy places the organism in Eukaryota, Viridiplantae, Streptophyta, Magnoliopsida, Asterales, Asteraceae. The record is from the annotation of a GenBank genome assembly.